Molecule: messenger RNA, 2718 nt
Organism: Hyposmocoma kahamanoa
Lineage: Eukaryota; Metazoa; Arthropoda; Insecta; Lepidoptera; Cosmopterigidae
Gene: egl
Product: egalitarian protein homolog
Exons: 1
Coding region: 1-2565 (854 amino acids)
Biological process (GO): nucleobase-containing compound metabolic process
Molecular function (GO): 3'-5' exonuclease activity; nucleic acid binding
Source: RefSeq, a predicted model, not a curated record
AUGGAAUCAAUGGAAUAUGAGCUCGCAAGGAAUCUUACUCUGUUGUUCUUCGUGGAACGCCUGCUCGAUAAAGGCGAGCCGCGGACGCUGCACGAUCUUUCCUGCCAGUUUGGUGCCAAAGGAUUCACGAAAGAGAUGCGACAAAUUGCUGGCGGGUCACAAUCGGGGUUGAAAAAGUUCCUCGCGCAGUACCCGGCGUUGUUCAGCAUAGACGGGGACUAUGUUGAUAUCAACACGUUCCAGAAACACGCUAGCGGGCUAGGGCCUUCUUCCAACAACGACUACAUCGAAGAGGCCAAGGAAUACUUCGCCAGUAAGAUGAUCCAGUACGGUGAGGGAACCGAGGUACCCAUCAAGAGUCUCCUCGGUCACCGCAGUCAGGCCUCCCCGCAGGUACGUCACAUCUCUGGACAGCGCAUAAAAGAGUUUAAGGAUUUUCUGUUGAAGCACCCAGACACCUUCCAAAUCGUAGACGACAACGUCAUUCUAGUCAGUGAGAAUCACAGGCGCGGAAACACGUGUAGUAACUCAGAGCAGUUUCACAAUCUUCCUGUAGCUAAUAUAAACACAGAUACGGCACAGCAGUUGCUGGACUAUGUCGCACAAUGUAUAGAGGCUAAAGGUCCAGUUAUGGUUGACCAGCUCUUCCAUUUGAUCGUCUCCCGUUUCCCACAAGAGUACUGGUAUCAAAUGUUCAAAUCUCCAGCUGAUUUGAGCGCUUUUCUCAAAAUAUUCUCUGACAGUUUUCAUGUUCAGUCAAACCUGGUCACUCUAAUCAGCAAGCCAAAAAUACCUGUUAUGUAUCUAAAUGCUAAAAAUGUUAAAGCUAAGACUGAUGCACCAAAGCCAAUUGUGGAUGAGACACCAGUUUCGCCUGUUCCCCUCACAGUGGCUAGUCCAACUCCGUCUGAUGGCAAGAAGAGCCCUGCAAACAGAAUACUCAGUCCUACAGAAUCUCCACGUGGUCCACAAGCAAAUAUUGCAAAUCAAACUUUAAAACAAAGAAUAAAUUCCAUUGUAAUUAAAAAUCUAGCUGAAAACAUGGUAAGGGACAGGGUUAAUAAUCAUUUGAAUGCCCGCCCUGAGGAAAUUAACGGUACUCCAAGUUUGAGGAACAACAUCAUGGGAGAGGCUUGGCGUCAGAAAGUGCUUCAGUGCACAACAGUGAUAGCCAGUGCUAGAGAAUGUUCCACAUUGAUUGAUAGUAUUAUGAAUGUGAAACGCAAUGGAAAAAGCAUUGUUUCAUUUGACUGUGAGGGAAUAAACCUAGGUUUAAAAGGUGUUCUUACAUUGUGUCAGAUUGCUACCAUGAAUGGAGAAGUUUACAUACUUGAUAUUAUGGCGUGCCCAUCUAUGGUUGUGGAAGGUAAAAUAAAAGAAUUACUUGAGAGUGAGAAUGUUAUUAAAAUUAUACAUGAUUGUAGGAAUGACUCAGUCAAUUUACAAAAUCAAUUUGAGAUUACAUUGAAGAAUGUAUUUGAUACGCAAGCAGCCCAUGCUGUGUUGCAGUUGCAGCAGCAAGGUGUUCCUGUUUACAAGGUUAAGAAUUUAAGUCUAAAUGCUUUAUGUGAGUUGUAUAAUGCUCCAAUGAAUCCUAUGAAGGAACAACUCAAAAAUGUCUAUCGUAGAGACCAGAGAUAUUGGGCUAGGCGUCCUCUUACUAAAGACAUGAUAAUCUAUGCUGCAUCUGAUGUCCUAUCUUUAGUGAAUCCCGCUAUUUAUGCUUACAUGUCUUCAAACAUAAAGCCUGACAAUCAACAGCUUCUUGAGGAAUUGAGCAAUGAGCAGGUAUUUAUGCAUAUCCAACCAACAGAAGUCAAACUCCGUAAAAGGCAGAGAAAAAUCAACACUGAAGUUGGCGAGUUGAAAAUGAAGCUGUCUGAGUCCACAAAAAAUAUUGUCUUGAGCAAUAGGGAGAUUCGAUUAUUGAGAUAUUUAGAACUCACUGAGGAAGAAAAAGAAAAGCUUAAGGGAUGCCACAAGAUUUCGAAGAAAUUAGAGAAGCUUGAAGCUAUUGGACAGGAAAAGGAUUCAGAUUCUGAAGAUGAUGAAAAGGAGAAUGAAAUGGCAAGUUUGGAAUCAAAUCCCUCCGAUUCUAUUUCUUCCCCACACUCGACACAGCCUCCUAGCCUCACGGAAUCUAUGCAAAUGAUGGAUGAGAUUUUAUCAGACACAAACAUGGAUAAAGUGGAGAAGAUAAACCGUUUAGAGGCGAUAUUGUCGGCUGUUGCGCCACUGAGUGGGGAGUUAGAAGACAAAUUCUCCCAGACUAUGGAACAAACACUGCCACUGCUCAAAAACAAGGACUGGUCUAAUCUCAGUCAGAUAUUAAAUUUAGAUAGCGAUAGAAAAAAUUGCACUUGCAAAUGCCAUAACCCUACAUUCGAUGACGUAAAAUGCAAAGAUCUCAAUGAAACAAAGAAAGCGGAUGUUGCGUCCCAAACUUUGAGCACAGGGGACAUUGUCAUCACGAGGAUCCACUUUCGAGAAGAGGACAAACUCAAUGAAAGGAUCUUAGACGCGUCGCCGAUGAGCAAAAGAAUUGGGAUCAACAACAUGUCUUGAUUCACUUCCAUUUAUCUGAGUGCCACAGUUAAGUUUCGGAACUCCUUUUAAUUUGUGAUCGAUCCGAUUAGUUAUUUAAGUUUUGAGAGAUAAGAUCGUUAACCGUACCCUAGUUUUUAGCGUGUUCGAGCGUGGUUCUAAUGGAUGCCGAAU